This is a messenger RNA of Salarias fasciatus (jewelled blenny), 4212 nucleotides long. It is a transcript of the gene chs1, whose product is annotated as chitin synthase 1. The transcript is spliced from 34 exons. Gene Ontology annotation, molecular function: chitin synthase activity. The coding region runs from base 1 to 4212 and encodes 1403 amino acids. Gene Ontology annotation, cellular component: cell septum; cell periphery. Gene Ontology annotation, biological process: chitin biosynthetic process. NCBI's taxonomy places the organism in Eukaryota, Metazoa, Chordata, Actinopteri, Blenniiformes, Blenniidae. The record is from RefSeq and is a predicted model, not a curated record.
AUGGAGGACAUCAAAGAGAGGGUGAAGAAAGUAGAACUCAGACAGAAGGACACAUGGGAUCCGUUCCAGCUGAACCCUGUUGGAGCAGAGAAGGAACGUACGAGGCGAUGUUUCCAGGUGGCCCAGUACCUGGUGGCAGCCAUUGUGGGGUUAGCGGUCCUGGGCACUGCCAUGAUCUCUAAGGGUUCUCUGGUGGUCUUGGCCGCUCUGGCCAGUCCUGAUUCACUUCGCCCCCAAAAGGAUCAACAGUUCUACCUGCUGAUGCUGGUCUUCUGCUUGGUCUGCCCCAACUUCCUGGUCUUCCUGAAAUCACUGUGGAGAUGUACCUUCAAGAACUUUGUUCACCCCAACAUGAAGACCAUGGCAUUUAUCUGUGUCAUUGAGUGUCUGGUGUCUUUCGGCACCUCGGUUCUGGUGCUGGUCGUCAUGCCUCAGUUUGACGUGCUGACUAAUCUCUUCAUCAGCGGCGGCGUCUGCAUUGUGUCCGCAGUGCUGCAGAUAGGAUUCAGACUGCAGAGCGAAAGUUGGAAAAUUGUGUUUCCAAUCUGCUCCCUCAUUCUCACAGUCGCAGGUUACAUCCUCCUGGGACUGGACUACUACGUGCGUCAAGCAACAGCAAUGGACAGCAGCGACCGCUACAUGUAUGUGGGAGUGGGAAUCGGCUCCUCGCUCCUGGUCUCCCUCUGCUGGUGGGAGAAUUCUCUGCAGGCCACUAAUCACAUGAAGGAAACAUUGUCAGAAUUGGACGGUUUCAGGGACUUUGUGUUUGUCAUCAGCAGUAUUCUGAGGAUAACCGUGAUAGGAGGAGUAUACCUGAUCUACCAUAAGUUGAUUGUAGACACAAUCAUCUGGGAAGACUUCACCCUGCAGGAUGACGACUGGCAACUCCUGCAAAUAGGACUGCUGCUGUUCUUCUUACAGGCCUUCUGCUCAGCGGCCUGCCACUGGUUUGGGGUGGUGGCCUGUAAGAUCCACGCUGUGAGGAUGGGCUUUGCCCUUCCGGUGUGUCUCACAGGCCCUGCAGUGCUGCUGGUGGGAAUCAUGAUUUUCAUCACCCAGACAGACAAUCCGGUUGGCGCAGCGCACGGAAACAUCACAGUCUUUUGUCGAAGCUUGCACUUAGUGAAUCACAACAAUACAUCCAUAGUGUUGCUUGAGAUCAGCAACAGCAUCUGUCGAACUUCACUUUACAACAACUACUAUCAAUGGCCGUUUUCCCUCUUGGCACUGGAGGGACUUUGCAUGUGGUCAGGCUUCGUGACGUGCACAUACUACGUGUGGAAGAUCAAGGUCCAGCGUAUAGAGAGAACAUCGCAGCUCUUUGUUCGUCGACUCUAUGAGUCUUCUUUCAUUGACCUGUCUUUACUGCUCAACACCAAGAUGAAGGUCCCAAAAGCAGUGAACCAUAGCAGCAAAGACGAGAUACAGAACUGUGUGAUCUACCUCUGUGCCACCAUGUGGCAUGAGACCUACGACGAGAUGCUGAAGAUCCUCACCUCCAUGUUCAGGCUGGACCGCUACCGAGGCGAUCCAAAGGAGGAACAUAAAGACUGCUUCGACUUUGAGUGUCACAUCUAUGUGGACGAUGCCUUCAUGACUGAAAAGGACACUGAAAAGCGGCUCGUUAAUGAGUAUGUUAAAGAUUUAAUCCAAGUUGUCAUCGAGGUUUACAGGGUGUAUACCAACAAAGAGCCGGAUGAUGUCUCCAUUAUUGACACUCCCUAUGGGGGCAGGUUGAUGUUUGUUAUGCCAGAAGGAAACAUGCUCUAUAUUCACCUCAAAGACAAAAGUCUCAUCAGGAACAAAAAAAGAUGGUCCCAGGUCAUGUACAUGUAUUAUCUUCUGGGCUGGAAGGGCUACCUCGUGAAAAACCCUCACAAGAUCCCACACCAUUCAAAUGAACAAAGGUCCAGUUUAAUCUCUCUGGACGGUGAGAUUUUCUUGUGUCCUCAGUAUGACAACGACAAUAAGAGAAAAUUCAUCUCAGAUGAAAACACAUACAUUUUGGCUCUGGAUGGAGACACUGACUUUCACCCUAAGGCUGUGAUUCUGCUUGUUGACAGAUUGAGGAUGUAUGACAAUGUGGGUGCAGCAUGUGGUAGAAUACAUCCACUUGGGAUGGGUCCCAUGGUGUGGUACCAGAAGUUUGAGUAUGCGGUCGGCCACUGGUUGCAAAAGACGGCGGAGCACGUGUUCGGCUCUGUGCUCUGCAGUCCGGGAUGCUUCAGUCUGUUUCGGGGUUCUGCGAUAAUGGACGACAACGUUUUAAAGAGGUACACGGCAAAAUCCACAAGAGCUUCGGAAUAUGUGCAGUAUGACCAAGGGGAGGAUCGUUGGCUGUGCACUUUGUUACUGCAGCAAGGGUGGCGCGUUGAGUACAACGCUGCAUCAGAUGCCUACACCAACUCUCCUCAGGAAUUCGAAGAGUUUUACAACCAGAGGAGAAGAUGGGGGCCUUCAACGCUGGCAAAUACCCUGGACCUUCUGCACAGUAGUGUGGAAACCGUGAAAAGAAACUCAUCCAUAUCCAGACUGUACAUCAUCUACCAGAUGUUGUCUGUUGGAUCUUCUAUCCUGGGGCCAGCCUCUGUUACACUCAUGAUAGCAAGUGCUUUCCAGUUUAUCUUUACUCUCAGUGGUGAACUUUCAAUCGUCAUUGCCAGCAUUCCUCCCGUCAUCUACAUCAUCAUUUGUUUCCUCACCAAGUCAAGCACCCAGUUAUUAAUCGCUGCUCUCUUGAGUAUUUUGUACGCGUUCCUCAUGACCGCGGCCCUUUUUUCCAUCAUUGGGGACAUUGUGGUUCAGGGCACCUUCUUGACCCCCACUGGCCUUUUUUUGGUUUCCAUGGCGAUAAUGUACACAGUGACAGCUUUACUGCACCCAGAGGAAUUUGGAAUGAUCAUCUAUGGUCUGAUGUAUUUCAUCUGCAUCCCCAGCGGAUACCUCUUGCUCACCAUCUACUCACUGGUGAACAUGCACGUUGUGUCCUGGGGCACCAGAGAAUCCAACAAGGGAGAGGAACAGGUGAAGAAAAAUCACAAUAUUCUGUGUGACAAAAAGUGCAAACUGUGCUGCUGGGACAUGAAGAUACAGGUUUCUCAAGAAACAGAAAAUCCGAUGCUUCAAAAAAUCACAGGUCAGGCAGUGACGCAGGCCCCGCCCACUGCAGCCGACAGCAGUGAAGCUGCUCCUCAAGAACUGUCCAGCCUGAUGCCCCAGAGAGGAGUCUCCAUCAAAAGACAUGCGGCAGAAGUUGACAAAUAUCAAGGGGAGAGCUCGAAUACGAGGACGGGGAGUGGAAGCGACAAAUACAGCGAGGAUGAGGAUGAGGAUGACGACGAAUCUCUCAUCGAUCCUGCAGAUGGAACGGAGCAGGUGCCUGUCAGAGACUGGGUGAAUCCAGUGAAAGCGGAGUUUCUGAAGAAAUUAACUUACGCCAACAUGAAGAGAAAUCUCAAAGAGCAGAUACGAUACUCACUCCGAAACAAGAAUCAUGAAGAUGUGUGUGAGGAGUUAGUCCAGGUGUUAACAGAAACACUAAACACACAGCUGAAUGGCGUGGGGCCGGAAAACGUCCCGUCAGAGGUCGAGCUGGAGGAGUUACAGUACGCCCUGAAUAAGCAGGCUCGAUGCAUCCUCAAGACCAAUCAAGUGGAGAGAUUAGAGAAGAGAGUCAAGAUCGCCAUUGAGAAAACACUCACUGCCCCGCAACUGAAAAAACUAGAUGAGGGUGAGCUGGACUUCUGGCACAAGUUACUGGAGCGCUAUUUAGAACCCAUCAUUGACGACAAAGCGCAUAAGGAGGAGGUGACCAGAGAACUGAAGUCCCUCCGCAACAAGGCCGUCUUCCUGUAUUUCAUCAUCAACGUGUUGUGGGUGGUCGCCACAUUCUUCCUGCAAAUCAUCGGCUCUGAGGUUAUCAACAUCGAAAUACCAAAAUACUUCCCCAACGGGACGCGGUCAGAUGAGAACCUCAGGGUGGAACCGCUCAGCUUGAUGUUCCUGUUCUCAUUUGCUUUUCUUCUCCUUGUCCAGUUUCUGGCUAUGUUAUAUCACAGGGUCUACACUCUGAUCCAUGUGGUGUCCUAUCGCAGCACAGAAAAAGACUACAAAGACAGGAGUGAGGAUGAUGAGGAGGAUGAAGGCCUUCACAUUGAGAACCAAAUGGCCAGACAACUUGCCAUUUCCGAGGAUGAUAUGUUCGUUUUGUAG